Molecule: messenger RNA, 1113 nt
Organism: Durusdinium trenchii
Lineage: Eukaryota; Dinophyceae; Suessiales; Symbiodiniaceae
Source: the annotation of a GenBank genome assembly
AUGAAGAAGAUGCCACUCAUCUAUCCUCACGAUUUGGUGGCCUAUCUCUUCAACACUUUGGGUGUUUCAAUAUCUCAAGAAGCGGUGACUAGAUAUUGGCUGCAUCAAUUGAACACUGAGCAACCCUUUGCUGUUCAUGGCCCUGGGGACACAAACUGUGUGCCCCUGGGCCUGUAUGGGGAUGGAGCCAGGUUGGCAACGUUGUACAAACACGAAAAACUGAUCGCCAUCUGGCUGAACCUCCCACUAUAUCGACCGCGCUCCACCAGGAGCUCACGCUGGCUGUUGUUCAGUAUCAUGGCUGACCAACUUCACAGCCACUGGACAAUGGACGCGGUGUUGCGGCAUAUGCUCUGGAGCUUUUGGGCUUUGUUCAAGGGAGAAAUUCCACAACGUGGACCCUUUGGUCGUGAGCUCCCUCCAAACUUGGCUGGAAGAGAGGGGGAACAAAUCGUACAUCGUCGGAAAUUGCAGUUCAUUAUAACUGAGUAUCGUGGAGAUUGGGAGUGGCAUCGGGAUCUGUGGCAUUUUGUUCAAUGCAGUUGGAAAUCAGAAAGGGUCUGUUGGAUGUGUGACGCUAGAAGGUGUGCAGAUUGGCAAAGCGCAUAUUGGAAUCUUGAAGAAAACUCCACAUGGGCAAACAAUCCUUUCACGAAAGCUCAGUUCCUGGCUGAGAGACAACCUGAAAGAGGACUCUGUCCUUUAGUGUUGGCGCCUGGGUUCCAUCCUUCGGCAAUUCGAUGGUGCAGCAUGCACGUAUUAAACUUGGGUCUCUUUUACCGCAGCAAUGGUGCGUCUUUGAUUCUUCUCGCAAAUGAUCUCGCCUUCUUUGGCGAUGAGGGAUCCUUUCAAGAUCGCUUGGAUCGAGCCUAUGAACAUUUCCAGAACUUUGCGAAGGAGCGAAAGAUCCCAAACUCUCAGCCCCGAUUUCGGGAACGACAUGUGAUCAAGGGGGACAAUGAGGUGUGCUGGACACACAAAGCUUUCAAUGGCAGAGUUCUAUUGGUAUGGCUCACCUGGUGUCUCGAGAACGCCUGGAUAAGAUUCCCAGAUAAAAGGGACAAACGCUUUGCCCUCACCUACCACGCCCAGACCCUUUGCUUGCAGCAAUUG